AUGAAAAUAUCUGACGAAAUCAUUCUAAUGUAUAAUAUCCUAAGAAUUCUUGGUUGGAGUCAAACUAUGGCUUUGAUAAUUUACUAAACCAAACAUGAUAUUGAUGAUAUUUCUAAUAUUUUAAACUUAGUCAAAGCUAUGACUAUUGGAAAAUGCUUUGAAAUUGUUUUCAUUAAACAAAGCCAAGCCUUAUCUUAAAGAAAUAUUUUGAAAUAUUAUAUAUUUCUUAUGAGGCUAAUAUUUUAAUGGUAUUUUAUGAGGCCCUAAUUAUGUUUUUGCUCUUUUAGAUAGACAAUUAGUGGCUGGGCAUUUAUGGAAAUCACUGAAUCGAUAUAUUAUGUCAGCAAAUCGAAAUUUAUGAAAAAGUUAUUAUCGCUUUUAAUAUUUAUCUAUGUUCCAUUUACUUUAAUAGGAAUGAUAAGAGUUAUUAAUAAGAUAAUUGAAAGGUAAAAUUAGGAAGAUUAUUUCAAGAGAUUAUUUUAGUUGAUCCUUGUUAUAUUUGUUGCUGUUUAACUUUAUAUUAAUUUUCAUAGAAUAGAGUUUCUAAAAUAGGAAGAAAGAAUUUCUAAAUUAAAAGCAUGA
Molecule: messenger RNA, 582 nt
Organism: Paramecium pentaurelia
Lineage: Eukaryota; Ciliophora; Oligohymenophorea; Peniculida; Parameciidae
Source: the annotation of a GenBank genome assembly